UCAAACCCCGAAGUCGUCCCUAGCCGGAGUUCUCGAACUGCUCUCUACUUCGUCUUUGUCUACUCCCACGCCUCCCAUUCCUGCAACUACUUGGCCAUUCAUUGCCUAUCAAGCCGCCCGGCUACGCCUUAAUCCAACACACGUCCCUCCUUGCUCCACUCAACUUCCCAAGUACGCCUCCGGAGCCAGAGCGUCAACUUCCUCCACCACCAUGGCCACCCCAACUUCAUCUCCCGUCCCUCUCCCCCCGGAUUUCAAUCCCUUCGAGCAACCAUUCACCCUAAUCGGCGGGGAUGGCGUCCCCUUCAACGUCACCAUGAAGGACGUCGACCACCUCCGCGAAUUCGGCGUCCGCCUAGCCAUCAACUACGGCACCCAGAUCGGAGCCUCCAUCGUCUUGUUGGUAAUGCUCCUCCUCCUAACCAGACGUGAGAAGCGCCGCUCGGCAAUCUUCGUCCUGAACGCCCUCUGCCUGGCCGUCAACAUUGUUCGCUCCGUACUUCAGUCCCGCUACCUGACGGGCCACUACUUCAACGUCUACAGCAUCCUCGCCGCCGAUACUUCGCAUGACACGGAUGCCGACCUGGCGAAUACGGUUGCGUCGAAUACCAUGACGUUGCUGCUUGUCAUCUGCAUCAUGGCCUCGCUCAGCAUGCAGGUGUGGGUCGUGUGCAAGACGGCUCCUACCUGGCAGCGUAUCGUCAUCAUGUGUGUUACCACUGCCAUCGCCUUGGUGGCCGUGGGAUAUCGCUUCGCCGUCACGGUCAUCAGCAACGAUUUGGCCCUCAAGGAGACGCCGUAUGGCAUGGUUGAAUAUCAAUGGCUCCUGGAUCAGAUGAACAUCAUGCAAGCCGUCGCUAUAUGGGUGUACUGCGCCGUCUUCACGGCGAAGCUGGGCCACGCGCUGAUUUCGCGCCGGAGGAUGGGCAUGACGCAGUUUGGGCCGAUGCAGAUUGUCUUCAUCAUGGGGGCGCAGACGAUGGUGAUUCCAGCCAUCUUCGCCGUCCUCCAAUUCAACAAAGACGUGCCCGAACUCGGCUCCCAGACCCUCACCGUCGUGUGCCUCUUCCUGCCCCUCUCCGCUAUCUGGGCCGGCGUCGUCGCCUCGGACAACGAACUAGGCGCCUCCUCGGGCGGCGGCGUCCAUCGUCUCCUUGUGCAGGACCAAUUCGGCCGUAGCUCGGGCGCUGGAAGCCCGAAUAGCAGCCGCUUCAUGCAUGGGGGCUCGAAGGGGACGGCGAGUACGCUUGUGAGCAGUUUUGGGGCAAAGGAGAUGGAGAGUCCUGUGUCGGCGGGGAAGAGGAGGGAGGGGAGGGGGGAGGGGGAAGAUGGGAUUUAUGUGGAUAGGGAGUGGGGUGUGAAGGCUGAGAGGGAGGGUGAGGGUGAGGGUGAGGGGCCGUCGAGGGAGAAAGAUGCGUAUGGCCACGUUUGAUUGGUUUUCUGGGAUUGGGAUGCGAUGGAGAUGGUGAUGGAUCCUGCGCGGUAUACACAUUCCCAUCACCCAACUCCCAAGUCUCCGUCAACCCCUCUGCGCCAUGGAGCCGUGUGGUUUUGGAAAAAGAGUGUGACCACCACGGAUAUUUGGCCAGGUCCGUCAUGGGGAGACGCCGCGCAGACAUCGCUGACCGCUGCCAUGCAUGACCGCCCUCCGAUCCCGCAGGCUUUGGGCUUUUCGUAUUGUCAGUUUC
This is a messenger RNA of Westerdykella ornata, 1688 nucleotides long. RefSeq lists its product as uncharacterized. The transcript is spliced from 2 exons. NCBI's taxonomy places the organism in Eukaryota, Fungi, Ascomycota, Dothideomycetes, Pleosporales, Sporormiaceae. Gene Ontology annotation, cellular component: membrane; G protein-coupled receptor homodimeric complex. The coding region runs from base 212 to 1432 and encodes 406 amino acids. Gene Ontology annotation, molecular function: mating-type factor pheromone receptor activity; pheromone binding. Gene Ontology annotation, biological process: G protein-coupled receptor signaling pathway. The record is from RefSeq and is a predicted model, not a curated record.